GGGGGGCUGACAUCGGCGAAACAAUAAUCCGCCCAGAAACAAAGGGGAAGCAUCCAAACAUAACUGUCCUUUGAGGCUUUGGGUCAUUGUGCUACCGCGGAGUGGCAAGGACAUGCUCUUGACAGAGUAUCAAAUGGAUGCGGGGUCCAGCUUGCAGCUAGUUGUAUUUAGAGAAAACACUCAAAUAGUGAUAUAUCCCCAAGUUCUCAUUUUUGGGGCGGGCUGAGGACGAUGUCGUGGUAACUACAUAUCAUUGUUUCUAUCUUUAUUCCGUCAUGCGUCAAACUUCUACGUCGAGCCCGCGCUAUUCAGCCUUGCCAAACGAUGUAAGGGAGACUGAACUUCAGGAUCUCUCUUGGCAGGGCCUCUACAUAGACGAUGAAGAUGGAGAAGAAGAGGAUGUGCAGUCGACCGGAGAAAACUCGCUAGAGGGGGACACGAUAGUUUCGGAUGGAGGAGAUCUCGCCGAAGAUAAAUUCGCCCCAUUCCCAGACAUGCAUCGUGAUUCGAACCCGGUUUUCACGUUCCGUGCAUUACUCAUUGGAUGUCUCUGCGGGGCGUUGGUGAACGCUUCCAAUAUCUACCUAGGUCUCAAAGCAGGCUGGACCACCUCGGCCAACAUUUUCGGCUCAAUUGUGGGCUUUGCCGUCCUGAAAUCAUGGACAAAGUACACUGGCGAGCACAACUUCGGGCCCCAUGAGAACAACAUUGUCCAAACCGCUGCCACGGCGGCGGGGGGUCUGUCUAAUGUCUUCGUAUCUGCUAUUCCCGCGCUGUAUCAGCUAGGACUUCUUUCCGUCCCAGCUAAAGAUUUUUUUCGAAUUACGACACUGACCGCUGUUGGGGGCUACUUUGGCCUCCUGUCCGUUGCGCCAUUACGAAACUUCUUCCUGGUCCAGGUGGCCCGGGAGCUUAAUCUUAUCUUUCCAUCCUCAUCCGCUACUGCUAUCACUAUUCGUAGCAUGCAUCAAGCCGCUAGCGGUGCAUCUAUGGCCCAGCAGAAACUUGCUGCUUUGCUCUACGCUUUUAUAUUCGCAGUGAUUCUGCGUGUUGCAUCCCAGUAUGCCAUCGGGGUUCUGUGGGAUUGGCAUCCAUUUACUUGGCUAGUUAAUAGCGGAAUUCUUGUCGAGUGGGCCAUGUCUAUGGAAAGCUGGGGUUGGAUUGUUGAAUGGACGCCUGCAUUCAUCGGCUCUGGAAUGCUCGUGGGAAUCAAUGUUGCUGCUUCUUUUACUGCCGGCUCAGUUCUCGCGUGGGGUAUCAUUGGCCCGUAUUUAGUCGGCCAUGGAAUGGCUUUUGGAGAACCGGCGUCCACGGAUGCGAAAUGGUCCGGCUUGAUGUCCUAUGCGUCCUUGUCGAAGGACUUUGCAACAGCUUCUCACCCAAGCCCUCGAUAUUGGUUAUUAUGGCCAGGUGUGGUUACGAUGGCUGCAGUGGCGCUUGCUGAACUUGCGUGUCAAUGGCGUGUGUUUUGGAUUAUUGCUCGAGAUUCCACCCGAGCAAUGGCAGACAUCCUUUCCAGGCUGCGAGGAGAUCACCAUCAGUAUACCCUAAUGAUGGAAAAAGACGAGGACAUUGGUCCUUCAAAAGAUAGUGUCAAAGUAUGGAUGUGGCUACCAGGCCUAAUUGCCAUUAUCGCCAUUGCCUGUCCCGCCCUGAAGUACCAGUUUGGCAUGAAGGUUACGGAGUCACUGUUGGCUCUUUUCCUGGCAUUCAUAUUGUCCCUCAUGGCAAUCCAGGCAACUGGAGCAACUGACACCACGCCUCUUGGUAUUCUUUCCAAAGUGUCUCAAGUUACCUUGAGCAGCACAACGCGGGAUCAAACCAUACAGAACUCACAACGCCUGAAUCUCUUAGGUGGUGCUCUAACAAAUAUUGGCGGGAGCCAAGCUUGCGAUCUCAUGGGCGACUUCCGAGUCGGAUACCUCCUAGGCACAUCGCCCAAACUCCAGUACGCAACACAACUAAUAGGUACCCUCUUCGCGACCUUCUUCGCACCAUCCAUAUUCCUCAUGUUCGCAACCGCCUACCCAUGCAUCCUAUCCACAGAGAACAACCUCGCAACCUCCCCCUCCUCAACCAGCAAUUCAACCACCCCCUCUAACUCCUGCGAAUUCUCCUCCCCCUCCGUCGCCGCCUGGCGCGCCGUAGCCGUAGCCGCCACAGAACCCAUCCUACCCAUCCCCCGCACCUCCCUCAUCUUCUCCAUCAUAAUGGCCACCAUCGGCGUCCUGAUGGUAAUCAUCCGACACGGCCUGUGGGUGGGGAAAUGGGAGCGAAUGCGCGUGUACCACCCCAACGUCAUGAUCCUAGCCAUGGCGUUCACGCUGCCGUCGCCGCAGUAUGGGAUUGCCAUGCUGAUCGGGGCGCUGGUGGCGGCUGCUUGGCAAUUGAAGGCGCCAGUGGGUUUUGAGGCCUUUGGGUACGCGGUUGCGGCGGGGUUUAUGGCUGGUGAAGGGAUUGGGGGCACGAUCAAUGCGAUGCUUUCGGUGUUAGGGCUUGGAGGGGAGGGGUUGGGGACGAGGGUUGGGUGUCCUGCUGGGAGGUGUUGAUAGUAUUUUUUUCUUUUCCCCGCCGAUUGGGUCAAGCCAAUCAAUACUUUAGAAAUAGAAUAGAAUGGACGUUACGAAGUCAUGCUUUCUGCUUGUGUGGUGGCUUAAACUACUGGGUAAUAUAUAUAUAUGGCUCUCACUAAAAAGUGCUUGGUUUGAAAAUAUGCAAGUUAUCUAAAUCUCGUAAAGAAAAGUACAUACAUACAUAUUUGGUAUACAGGAGGGUUGACCGUGGCUAAGGGCUACUCGUUACCUAUCAACACCAGCUGUGAUCGCAUCUGAUUGGAUUAACAGAAAAUGGAACAAAAAAAGAACUUCUAAUAUAAACAACCGUGAUGAUACCGUCCCAUCACUAACCAAUGGCAUCAACAUCUACGUCCACGUCGUGCUCUGGC
Blastomyces gilchristii SLH14081 is the source of this 2944-nucleotide messenger RNA. RefSeq lists its product as uncharacterized. The transcript is spliced from 8 exons. Gene Ontology annotation, cellular component: fungal-type vacuole membrane. Bases 276 to 2549 code for a protein of 757 amino acids. Lineage: Eukaryota; Fungi; Ascomycota; Eurotiomycetes; Onygenales; Ajellomycetaceae. The record is from RefSeq and is a predicted model, not a curated record. Gene Ontology annotation, molecular function: oligopeptide transmembrane transporter activity.